UGCGUGCGUGCGCGCGCGCGCGCGGAGGGUGGGCGGCUCCGUGACGUGAACCGGGAGCCCUGCCCCGCCUCCGGCCGCCCCGCUGCCUGCAGCUCGGCGUGGAACGCGGAUUCCGGGGUCGUGGGAGAGCGGGGAGGAGGAGGAGGAGCCAAGAUGGAAGUGAAGGAUGCCAAUGCUGCUCUGCUCAGCAAUUAUGAGGUAUUCCAGUUACUUACUGACCUCAAAGAGCAGCGGAAAGAGAGUGGGAAGAACAAACACAGCUCGGGUCAGCAGAACCUGAACACAAUCAUGUACGAGACGAUGAAGUAUCUGUCCAAAACGCCCUGCAGGCACCAGAGCCCGGAGAUCCUCAGGGAAUUCCUCGUUGCCAUGAAAAGCCACAAGUUAACCAAGGCAGAGAAGCUGCAGCUGCUGAAUCACAGGCCCAUGACUGCUGUGGAGAUCCAGCUGAUGGUGGAGGAGAGUGAAGAGAGGCUGACAGAAGAACAGAUUGAGGACCUUCUGCAGACUGUCACCAGCAUCCUCCCUGGGGACCCUGAGGCCGAGCAGAAGCCCGAGGACAUGGCGGUGGAUGAAGGGGACCCUGAGUAACCGUGGGCCCCGGGACUGGACUCCAGACAGGGAGCCGGCUGAGCAGCUAAGAGACCUUGGCUUCAGAGAAGCCCCUCCCCGUUUACAGGGACCCCGACCCUGGUGGCGAGGGCAGCGAGCCGGCACGGCCUGCUGAGGAGGGAAGGACUCGGAAGGGGCAGCCAGCUGGGGGAGGGGUGGGAACCAAGCUGUCGGCCCCUUGGGUCAAAGUUCUUCUUUCCUCGUUCCAGCCCCAGCUGUGAGCACCUCCCUCGCUCCACGGUGGGGCCCUGCCAUCCUAAGCACUUUCAUAUGUCUCUCCCCGCAAAGGGCCGUCUCUCCAGCUCCCCUUCCAAGCGCUGUGGAUGGGGGAGCUCUAUUUCUCUGGGCUAUUCUGACGGCUUCUUGUUAUUCUGUUAGAGAACCACAAAGAAGAAAAAGAAGAAAGGAAUAAUUAAAAAAAAACCCACACAUUUUUCCCAGCAUGCCAAUUGAGUGAAUUUAGCCAGCCUUUUCUUAAAUUCAUUUUAUUAAUAAUGCCCCUUGUCUCAAGAUCGGGGUUUUCCAGUGGAAAAACUGUGACUUAGUAGCUAAAGAGCUAGCUGGCUUCAGAGGCCUGGGUUCUGGGCCUGUCUCUGACUCGAGCUGGUUGUCUGACCCCAGGCAUGUAUGUAACCUCUCACUGCAGUAGGCUGCUCUCUCAGACUGUCAGUUGCAUUGGUAUGCAGGGAUUCCUUGUAUCGAUGAAAUCUCCAGUCGAAUCUUUCAACUUAUUUUUUUGGAGCUCUGCCGUCUAAAGUGGAACCCUUUCUUGUCUUUUCUGGUUUUUGGCCUUUUUUUUUGGUUAAAUUUUUUUGGAUU
This is a messenger RNA of Phascolarctos cinereus (koala), 1431 nucleotides long. It is a transcript of the gene CRCP, whose product is annotated as CGRP receptor component. Gene Ontology annotation, cellular component: RNA polymerase III complex. The record is from RefSeq and is a predicted model, not a curated record. Lineage: Eukaryota; Metazoa; Chordata; Mammalia; Diprotodontia; Phascolarctidae. Gene Ontology annotation, molecular function: nucleotide binding. Gene Ontology annotation, biological process: transcription initiation at RNA polymerase III promoter.